Molecule: messenger RNA, 2187 nt
Organism: Penicillium olsonii
Lineage: Eukaryota; Fungi; Ascomycota; Eurotiomycetes; Eurotiales; Aspergillaceae
Source: the annotation of a GenBank genome assembly
AUGGCAUUGUUGGCCCCUCGACAGGGUUAUCACUUUGGGCCCAGCAUCCCUCGUCCACCGAAAGAAUCACCGAGCACCCCAAUAAAGACCGACAGGUCCAUCGAUCCAAAGGUUUUCUUCGAGCUAUUUGCUGGCACUAUUGGCAUUUUUGUGCUUGCGGUCUUGUUCUGGAAACUUGGUCGAUUUGUCCGACGAUUUAAUCGAAACAAGGUCUUGAGAGCUGGGAACCCCAUUGACACUCGUUAUGCACGCACAUGGUACGGCUGGGUAUCGCGGUCGACUCACGAUAGGAACAAGAAAGCCUUUCGUGAUUUCGUAGCUUGGAUAUGGGACUCUAUGGCAUGGAAGUCGACCCGGGACGACUAUAGCUGGGUUUGGUGGGAUCCCGGGGACAUCGAAAGACAAAAGCGCCAGCGAGAAAGAAGGAGACGCUGGUGGUUACCGAACUGCUUCAGGAGCUAUGAAGACGUUCCAACGGCAGACGAGAUUUGGAACCCCUGUGGGCUGCCCCGAUGCCAUGAUGCUUUAAGGGAAGACUUCCAGGCCCCGGUCAAUCCACCAACCGCAAAGAUUCCAGCGCCCAACAAUGUCAUUGGUUCAACCUUGAGAGAGCAGCCACUGGGAACUGAUUCUAAGCCAGCGAUCACUCGUUCCAUUUUGGAGGAGCUUUACAGGGACCCUCUGCAAGCUAGCGACGACGGUUCACAUAAUCACCCGCACUUUCAUUCCCCCGGUAUAACAAGCCCAGCUACCCAUGUUCCAGUCGCUCGGCUUCAGGUACAGUCGCUACCUUCUCGUCACAUCCACUCAUUUCACUCUCGGGGCUCGAUUCCAUGGUUUCGUGAUGGCGUUACCAGAAAUGUAUCGUACCAUGUUGACUCGGUUGUUGACCACGAGAACUAUCAAUUUACAACAUUGGAGCCAAACAUAACCAUCACCAAGGCUAAGAGACCAGAUCCAAUUUCACCAGCUCGAAGACUCAACCAGUCCCGACAUCGCGGGUGGUCAGCGCGAAUGCAACUUGGGCCUGGGAAGGCAAGCUUGCACCACCAAGGUGAUUCAUCUGGCCCCCCUGGGACACCAAUGACCGAGCUGCUCGCCAGCUACUCUUCGACUGAAAGCUCUUCGUCCCCGUGCCUUUCAAAACAAUUGAGCAGCAGCCAGAGAAGAACAUUGCAAGUUUCCGAGGACCGGAUUUCCUUUGCUUCUGAAAUGUUUAUUGACAACCGACUCCAUUUCGCAAAUGAAGGGCGGAUCUAUACCAAGACCUUCCGGUGGAACUCAGCUCCAGCAAGAAGUGAUCCACAAGGUAAAAAGAAAAUGCCUACACCAAGACCAACUUUGAAUGACGAAUGGCUAUCUCUCUGUGACCCCAAGGGCAUUCGUGGCCAGUGCCAUUCCUCCCAGUCCCGAGAUAUAGGUGAAUCUACAGCGCAUGAACUCUCUAAGCCCCCCACAGAUCAAAUCCAGCUGAAAACAGGAGGCACUUCGAGGAGAUUGAGUGACUGGGAAGUCAUGUUGCUGGAAAGAUUAGACAGAAAGCUCGGGUGGGUAUUCAAUGAGUUUACCCCAGGACAGAAGCCAUACCAUUUUGCCACGCUCGCGAAUCAUUGGUUGAAUAGGGAGACAUGGAUCGUCUACGACCCCAUCUCCAGAGUUCCCACCAAUUCGCGCAGGGAAUGGGGAGAUCCACGCUUCAAUGUUCCUUACCCAGAGCCUGUUCUGGGCCCAAAACCAAAAUACCCUGCGAUUACACGGAAGCGAAUGUAUAAUUCUCGCAUUCACUCCUGGCGGGCAAUGGCAAACAGCCACAGAAGGAGAUCUGGUAUCCGGGAGGCAAUCCGCAGCAUCACUUUGUGUGAGAAUUCUGCCGAGGAGCCCCCAGACGGUCAUAUCGAUCCGGCCUCUUGGGCGUUGCCCAAGCCACCCCAAGGCUUCCAAAUGUCUACAGCUCAGCAGAAUGCCUGGUACGAAGGAGGUGCAGGGUGGCAAGAGAAACUCCAUGACUGGCAGCAAGUUCGUCGGGGAUAUCGUGUUCGCAAAGCUUUGCAUGAAGGCCGAGUCAACAGGGGAAAGUUGAAGGAAGUGGUAUCGCAAGUGAGCAGAACUUGUCGGCCUGCCGCGAGCAAGUCAAGUCCAAAUAUCGAUAUAAGCAACAUCGGAGCCUCGACCAACCUCGUUUCAUGA